CAUGGCAACCUCUAAAUAAUUUAGACAGAAAAAUAGACACGGCCAUCUUUCAGUGGAAAAUUUGUCUUUUUCGUUGAAUAGAUAAAAGAAAUCGUCGAAGAGUACAUUUCAAGGGCGUUUCGGUAAAGAGAGUGAUCUUUGCACAAGCAUCAUGACAAUUCUGCCGAAAAAGAAGUCAUCUCAAUCACGGUCGGAAUCCGAAAGUAAUACUGAUGGAUCUCCCCUACAACACCUCUCAGUUGGGAGCAAUAAUCACCUUUCACACAUUGGACCAGUACCACAGGUAGCAGAAACUUGCAGUGUGUCUAGGCUGUCUGGAAGAACAUCAUCAAGCCAUCCCCACAGCCACGGACACAGCAGCCAGUCAUCAUCUCGCUAUGAAGAUUAUGACCUGGAGAGUGGUCCUAGUCAAACAAAAAGAAGAAUGAGAGUCAGUCCCCAUAGAGCUGUCCGCCCCAAGCACAGAGAUAGGAAUUCAUCAACCUCUGCCAUACCUAGUACUAGUUCAGCCAUGCACAGUGUUGCCUCUUCAUCCAGCUCAGGAAGUUCUCCCACACCAAGCCAUACAGUACCAGAUCCUUCUUCCCAUGAAGAUGAAUCAGGAAGUGGAUAUAACAGUGGAGAUGAAUAUGGACCUGCAAGAUCUUCAUCUUCUAAUGUCCCCAUUUCUGAAGAAGAAUGGGAACAGAAGGAAAGAUGGUUUGAGAAAAAGAUGCGGAAACGAGGUUUUAUUAUUAAGCGGAUGGGUGAAGACGGAGCCUGCUUGUUUCGUGCCGUUUCUGAUCAAAUCUACGGUGAUCAAGAAAUGCACUCAAUGGUUCGCAAACAUUGUAUGGACUAUAUUGACGCAAACGGAGACUACUUUUCACAGUAUAUGACUGAAGACUUUGCCGCCUAUGUGAGUAGAAAAAGAUUGGAAAAUGUACAUGGCAAUCACAUUGAGAUGCAGGCUAUGAGCGAAAUGUACAACAGACAUAUUGAAGUAUUUUGCUACAGCGUCGAGCCGAUCAAUAUUUUCCAUGGUAAACAUCAGACUGAUGACGAACCUAUUCGAUUGUCUUAUCAUCGUGGAGUGCACUACAACAGUUUGGUUGAUCCGUACAAAGCCACUGUGGGAGUAGGACUGGGAUUGCCAGGAUUUGUCCCUGGUCAAGCAGACAAGAAAUUAAUGGGUGAUGCCAUGCGACAAAGUGAAGAGACCUUAAUUGAAAAAGCCAUGUUAGAAGAUAAAGUUAAAGCCACAGAUUGGGAGGCAACAAAUGAAGCUAUUGAAGAGCAAGUUGCCCGUGAAAGUUACCUCGACUGGCUUAGAGAAAACGAGCGACGCAGUCGACAGCAGCAACGGUCCGGUCAUUCGGCAACCACUUCCUCGAAUGCCUGCGAGCUCCGUUCCCCAAGAACAACAGCAACGACGUCCUCUUCAGCUCGUAAUUCGCCCAAACCAUCUUUUGUUGAACACCAGCGGAAGUCUCCAAAUGCUUCACCGAGAGCGUCCACUUCACGCAGCGCCACAACCUCUAGUAGUCGUGAAGGUGCAUCAACUAGCCCUAUCGCGUCACCGGCCGCUGGUACUUCAAGUUCAAACCCAGUGAACACCAGUAAACCCGAUUGGGGAUUGGGGCCAGGCUUUGAAUUGGCUGAAACGGCUUCAUUCCUGGGACAGUUGCCUCCUGACAUGUUUGGUUUAGCAGACUGGGAGGAUGCUGGACUUUUGGCUCAAGUGCUGGCUGCAUCGCAACAAGAGUAUCUGGACAAGUUGAAAAAGAGCAGGGAAGCCAUCGACCCUCACGACGACGAGACGAUGGAUAACACCAAACAGCAGCAAGAGGAGCAGCCGGUUGAACAGAGCAGUCGCGACAGUAUGACGACAGAUCCAACCAACGACCUGACCAGUGCGAACGGGACUAACAAUAGUUAACCCAGACUCCUCAGUUGUUUUGUCUACGUGUUAGCUUUCCUUUUUUUUUCCCCCCGUCAGUGGCAGGGAGCUCAAGAGGCGUGUAUCAGGGGAGGAGUCAGAAGAAAGUCCUUUCCAUGCAAAAUUGUUAAUCUUUGAUUCUCGGUCUAAAUUUAGACUCGCAAUGACGUCUGACUGACACAAUUGGAUUGAACUUGCCUGUACCCCCGUCUCCUCCACUGCCGAUUCUCGCAAACUGGCUGCCAAAUCAUGUAAAAAAAAUUCAUCCGCGUUCAAAGUCCAGUGAAGCGAGAAAGGGAGAAAUCACUUAAAAAAAAAAAAAAAAAAAAUGAGGAUUGUAAUAAUUCGUUACACAGCUUUUCUGUCAAAAUAGCCGCGGAUGCUCCUCUUGCCCUCCUGGUGCCUUUGAAUAUCUUUCGUCGUGGUUUUCUCCAUUUCGUUUUGCGGAUGCUGGAACUAACUAACGUCUCCCCGUACCUUGGCAGCAGCUGAUGUGAUGGCCAUAACUCGCACUCUUUUUUCUCGUUUGUCACGUUCUUUUGUUUUUGUUUUCGUUUAGCUUUUUCUACUAGUUGUAGGAUAGAAACACGUCAAGCUAUUCCGUCUGUUGAAAGCUAAAUCAUAUGUUUUCUUGUAUCACUGACCUCUUGUGCUUUUCGUGUGUAUUUGUUUUAAAUCCCUCUCUUCCCUAUUCUGCUCUUGACACUCUUGGUUGAUGUCAGAAAAGGUCAAUGGCUUUCUUCUCUUUAUCUCUCGCCCGUAUAUUGCAGAUAUAAAUCUAUUUGAUGAUGACGAAAAAUUUAAGAAAAUGAGAGACAAAAAAUAAGCUUUAUGCAAAUAAAUUAAGAAAACAAACAGA
Daphnia pulex (common water flea) is the source of this 2777-nucleotide messenger RNA. It is a transcript of the gene Duba, whose product is annotated as OTU domain-containing protein 5-B-like. Gene Ontology annotation, biological process: protein deubiquitination. NCBI's taxonomy places the organism in Eukaryota, Metazoa, Arthropoda, Branchiopoda, Diplostraca, Daphniidae. The transcript is spliced from 7 exons. Bases 152 to 1918 code for a protein of 588 amino acids. Gene Ontology annotation, molecular function: cysteine-type deubiquitinase activity; K63-linked deubiquitinase activity. The record is from RefSeq and is a predicted model, not a curated record.